Molecule: messenger RNA, 2238 nt
Organism: Nematolebias whitei (Rio pearlfish)
Lineage: Eukaryota; Metazoa; Chordata; Actinopteri; Cyprinodontiformes; Rivulidae
Product: lamin-A
Exons: 13
Coding region: 313-2238 (641 amino acids)
Source: RefSeq, a predicted model, not a curated record
CUUCAGCUCCUCCUUCAGGAUUCAGCAGAACCUUCUGUAACCCGAUCAAACGCUGAGUUCUGAUGGAGGCCCGUCUGACGUUUGGGUCGUUGGAGCUGAGGGUGACUCAUCCAUGCAGGCUGCGCUCCCACCGCAGCCGAAGGGGGAACCAGGAUCUGACAAGUGCCAAGCUGGAGGCCAGCCUCCCAGCUCUCCACCCAGCUCAUUCUUUCCUACUCGGGCACUUUGGACGGGCUUUCAGACGGAGCAGCACCAGAACCGAGACAUCACCCAACCUGCUUCCUCUUGCUUCAGCCAGACUUUAAAGGUGAGAUGGCCACGCCCAGAAACACUCCCCGAGGUGCAAACACCCCGCUGUCCCCCAACCGGAUCACCCGGCUCCAGGAGAAGGAGGACCUCUGCAACCUCAACGACCGCCUGGCCGUGUACAUCGACAAGGUCCGCUCUCUGGAGGUGGAGAACGCCGGGCUGCGCCUGCGCAUCACCGAGUCCGAGACGGAGGUGAGCCGCGAGCUGACGGGCCUGAAGGCCGCCUACGAGGCGGAGCUGGCCGACGCCCGCCAGACCCUGGACUCGGUGGCCAAAGAGCGGGCGCGGCUGCAGCUGGAGCUGGGGAAGCUGAGGGAGGACCACAAGGAGCUGAAAGCCAGGAACACCAAGAAGGAGUCGGAGCUGGGGGGAGCCCUUCAGAGGCUCAGAGACCUGGAGGCCCUGCUCAACUCCAAGGACGCCUCCCUGACCACGGCUCUGGGGGAGAAACGGAACCUGGAUGCGGAGAACCGGGACCUGAAGACGCAGGUGUCCAAGCUGGAGAGCAGUCUGGACGAUGCCAGGAAGCAGCUGCAGGACGAGAUGCUGCGCAGGGUGGACGGAGAGAACCGCAUCCAGACUCUCAAGGAGGAGCUGGAGUUUCAGAAGAACCUCCACUCUGAGGAGCUGCGGGAGACCAAACGGCGCCACGAGUCCCGGGUGGUGGAGCUGGACAACGGCCACCAGCAGGACUUUGAGAGCAAGCUGGCCGAGGCGCUGGCCGAGAUGCGCAGCCAGCACGAGCUGCAGAUCAAAAUGUACAAGGAGGAGGUUGAGAAGACCUUCAACACCAAGCUGGAGAGCGCCCGUCAGUCGGCGGACAGGAGCAGCCACCUGGUGGGGGCGGCGCACGAGGAGCUGCAGCAGACCCGGCUCCGCCUGGAGUCCAGCUCGGCUCAGCUGGGCCAGCUGCAGAAACAGCUGGCGGCCCGCGAGGCGAAGCUGAGGGAGCUGGAGGACGCUCUGUCUCGGGAGCGGGACAACACGCGUCGCCUGCUGGGGGACAAGGACCGGGAGAUGGCGGACAUGAGGCAGAGGAUGCAGCAGCAGCUGGACGAGUACCAGGAGCUGCUGGACGUGAAGCUGGCCCUGGACAUGGAGAUCUGCGCCUACAGGAAGCUGCUGGAGGGGGAGGAGGAGAGGCUGCGGCUGUCCCCCAGUCCUCCUCCCACCAGGGUGACAGGAAGUCGCUCCUCCACCUCGGCGUCCCACGCCCGGUCGGUCCACGGCGCCGCUCGCAGCUCGCCCGCCAAGAGACGCCGUCCCAACGACACGGACAGCGAGGCGUCCAGCUUCACGGGCGGAACCGUGGCCCGGACCCGCAUCAGCCAGCAGGCCUCGGCCAGCGGGCGGGUCACCGUGGACGAAGUGGAGCUGGAAGGGAAAUAUGUUCGCCUCAGCAACAAAGCUGAUGAGGACCAGAAUCUGGGGAACUGGCAGCUGAAGCGGCAGGUCGGAUCCAGAGCCCCGAUCGUCUUUAAGUUUCCGGCUAAAUUCACCCUGAAGGCGGGUCAGAGAGUCACGAUCUGGGCUUCUAAUGGCGGAGGAGUCCACAGUCCUCCUUCAGACCUGGUGUGGAAGACUCAGGCCUCCUGGGGCACCGGGGACCAGUUCCAGACCAGCCUGAUCAGCACCAGUGGAGAGGAAAUGGCCAUGAGGAAGGUCGUCCGCUCACACUUUGAAGAUGAAGACGAGGACAUGCAGGUGGCUCACAGCACCUGCGGUGACGGCGAGUACAACCUGCGCAGCCGGACCUGCGGCUCCUGUGGACUCCCUUCAGACAAGUCCGGCAGCUGCUCCCUGUCCUCGACGCCCCGCUCGUUCCGCAGCGGGGGGGUCUCUGAGGGUCUGGUCCCGCAGUCCUACCUGUUCAGCACCAGCACGGCCCGCAAGAGCGGGUCCAGGAUGGAGAGCUGCCCCGUCAUGUGA